GAAUUGGUGCAAUGCAAGUCAUGUUGCUGACGUGCACAAUCGAUCUCUAGCCAUUGUGACGUCUCGUACAGUAAAGUUUUCCAAUUCAUUGCCAUAGAACUCAUUUCUAGGUAUUCUACAUUUUCUACUAAUAUCGAAACAGGUUGAAAACAGAAUCAACUACGAAAAUACCUUGUCCAGUCACCGAAGUUAUUCAAGCCGAAUCAAUUUUCACAAAUAAAGCUCAACACCUCGAUGCUGAACAAAAUUCACUCAGUAAGAUGAGUGACACAGUUGUUCGCAUUACGAAUUUGCCCGAAUCGAUGAUCCUUGCCAAUAUCGAGGAAUUGGUCAAGAAAAUUGGGCCGUAUCAGAAAAUCUACUUGGCUCGUGAUUACAUGACUCGACUCUGCAAAGUAUUCGCAGUUGUUACAUUCAAACAACAUGCAGACGCUGCCGAAGCAAUUCAACAGUUGAACGGGUACAAUUAUGAUGGCUUCAUUCUCAUCGUCGAAUGGUCUCAGCCACAGUAUGCCGCAUCAAGAGCAACGGUGUCAGAAGAUUUGAACCAGCCAUUCAUCGCAAAGAAGAAGCAAGAAAAGAAGUCGAAUGAUCCAGCUAUUGAUCCAAUGCCGAACUUUUCCAAAUGUUGUUUUUGUUGGGGUGACCAUUCGACAAAUGACUGUCCACGCAAGGAUACAUCGAUGCAAGCUGCAAAAUUGGUCGACGUGAAACCACCAACAACGACCGAAACGAUCGAUGCCAAGCCAGACAAAUGUGUGCUACCAUCUAGUUUCACCGCUGAUGCCGCGACUAUUCACAUUACAAAUCUGCCCGAAUCAAUGGUUUUUGCCGAUCUUGAGGAAUUGGCAACGAUAUUCGGACCACGUAAGGAAAUUUUCUUGGGGCGUGAUCCCAUCAGUGGACUCUGCAAAGGAUUUGGUUUUGUUACAUUCAAAAAACGCAGGGACGCUGCUAAAGCAAUUGAACUAUUGAACGGUCAUAAAUAUGGUCACUUGAUUCUCGAAGCCGAUUGGGCCAAGCCACAAGUUGCUGCACCAACCGCAACGGUGUCAGAAGAUUUGGCCGUGCCAAUCAUCGCAAGCAAGAAGGUAGAAAAGAAGUCGAAUGAUCCAGCUGUUGAUGCAAUGAAGAACUUUUCCAAAUGUCGUUUUUGUGGCGGUGACCAUUCGACAAAUGACUGUCCACGCAAGGAUACAUCGAUGCAAGCUGCAAAAUUGGCCGACGUGAAAUCACUAACAACAGCCGAAACGAUCGAUGCCAAGCCAGGCAAAUACGUGCCGCCGUACAAAGUUAGUUGUCCUGAUGCCACAUCUAUUUACAUCACAAAUCUGCACAAAUCAAUGGUUUUUGCCGAUCUUGAGGAUUUGGCAAAGAAAAUUGGACCACGGAAGAAAAUGUUCUUGGGGCGUGAUCCCAUCACUGGGCUCUGCAAAGGAUUUGCUUAUGUUACAUUCAAGCAACACAAAGACGCUGCUAAAGCAAUUGAACUGUUGAAUGGUCAUAAAUAUGGUCACUCGACUCUCAUUGUCGAGUGGGCCAUGCCACAAGUUGGUGCACCAACCGCAACGGUGUCAGAAUGUUUGGACGUGCCAAUCAACGCAAGCAAAAAGGAAAAGGAGUCGAAUGAUCCAGCUGUUGAUUCCAAAUGUCAUUCUUUUGGCGGUGACCAUUCGACGAAUGACUGUCUACGCAAGGUUGCAUCGAUGAAAACUGCAAAAUUGGCCGACGUGAAACCAUCAACAAUGACCGAAACGAUCGAUGCCAAGCCAAGCAAAUGCCUGCCAUCGCACAAAGCUCAUUUCACUCCUCGAUGUGAUGACGCCACAAGUAUUUGCAUUUCAAAUCUCACCGAAUUGAUGAUCGAAACGGAUCUCGAGGAAUUGGUCAAGAAAAUUGGACCAUAUAAAAAAAUCUACCUGGAGCGUGAUCGUAUCACCGGUCUCUGCAAAGGAUUCGCUUAUGCUACAUUCAAAAAACAUAAAGACGCAGCUAAAGCUAUUCAACUGUUGAACGGUCAUGGUUAUGAUCACUUGAUUCUCAAAGUUGAUUGGUUGAAGCCAAAAGGUGCAGCUACAACAGCAACGGUGUCAAAGGAUUUGAACAUACCUUUCAUCACAAGCAAGGAUAUUCGUAAACGGCACCGUAAAUUGGCUGACGAUAUCGCUAUGGCUAGUGCCAAACUGGUUAAAUAUAUUCCACCGUACAAGGAGAAGCCUGCCAAGAGAAUUCGUCGUCAUGAUUACACGAGUGUUCGCAUUUCGAAUCUUCCCGAAUCGAUGGUUGAAGCCUAUCUCGAGUCUUUGGUCAAGAACAUUGGAUCAUGUAAGAAAAUCUUCCUGGCGCGCGAUCGUACCACUGGACUCUGCAAAGGAUUUGCCUUUGUUACAUUCGCACUGCACGAUGACGCUGCUAAGGCUAUUAAACUGAUGAACGGUCGUAAUUUUGAUGACUUCAUACUCAAAGUCGAAUGGUGCAAACCAUUCACACAAAAUUGACAACUCUUUUUGCUUUACGACACAAACUCAUGGUUAAGAACAAAAAUUCCGUUUUGUAGCAAUAGAAAAACAUACAUGUAUUUGCAUUCUUACAUCUAGUACCUAUCACACAUUGAUUAAAUAAAAAAUAACGGUAACAAAA
Molecule: messenger RNA, 2640 nt
Organism: Sitodiplosis mosellana (orange wheat blossom midge)
Lineage: Eukaryota; Metazoa; Arthropoda; Insecta; Diptera; Cecidomyiidae
Product: RNA-binding protein 28-like
Exons: 3
Coding region: 261-2498 (745 amino acids)
Molecular function (GO): RNA binding
Source: RefSeq, a predicted model, not a curated record